AUGCCUUCUCCGCAUAAUUCUCUUUCGUGGCGGCAAUGCAUACUCAGUCUCAUCUUUCCCCUGUCUGCUCUCGCACAAUCCACUCUCUUUGAGCAUGCAACUAUAGUCUCCUAUGAUGAGGCGAAUGGAAUCCCUCUGGUCCUUCGAGACUCCUCACUUCUCAUCACGAACGAUCGCAUCGCCGGCAUCUUUCCUACUUCAAGGUCCAAUACCAGUAACGUCACGACCAGCAUCGACCGAAUCGAUGCAACCGGAGACAUUAUUGUCCCAGGAUUCAUCGACACCCACCGACACUCAUGGCAAACAGCUCAGCGCACCAUUGCGGGCAACGCAACCCUUGCAGAAUACAUCGCGCACUGGACGAACACCACACUACUGGCUGAAGUCUACGAUGGCGAUAUCAUAUAUGACUCCCAGCUCCUGGGGUUCCUCGAAGCCAUAGAUGCAGGAGUGACAACCAUUGUUGAUCUUGCCUCCGCAACAUGGAAUGAGGAAGUCACUCGAGCUGCACAUAGAGCUCAUCUCGACAGCGGUAUACGCGGCAUCUUUGCUCCACAAGUUGGGGCUAAGCCUGGCAACUUUACUUUGAAAGCCCAAUUUGAGCUUUGGAGAGAGCUUCAAGUACACAGCCAGGAGCAGAGCAAUUUGAUCAGCAUGGGCUUGGCGUAUGAGACUUUCGACAUUGGGGCACCAGCAGAGAUCGAGCAGGUUGUUGAGUUCAUCAGGGGAUCGAACGCGACAGUACUAGAAACACACUUUGUCGGCGGCGUCGACGGUAACGAAAACAGUCCAAGCCUACUCGCUUCCCUCGGUCUACUCAACCUUUCGAUGCCAGUGAUCUUCAUUCAUAGCAAUGGGAUCACUCCCACAGAUGCAACGCUUCUUCGCAGGUUCAAUCACUACAUCUCAACAGCUGUCGGCUACGAGAUGAGUCACGGAGCUGACUUGACCCGGACAAUCCACAUGUCCGAUCAGGCCUCACUGAGUGUGGGUACAAACUACGCUCAGUCUGGGGAUCUCAUGUCUCAGGCGCGUCUCUGGCUUCAGCGUGGCCGUGAUCAGCUCUAUGGCCCGGAGCGAGCGAAUUGGCGAGUACCAGCGAACAAUCCAAUCUCAACGAAUCAGGCUUUCUUACUCGCAACACGAUCUGGAGGUCUGGCACUUCGAAGGCCAGAUCUUGGUGUUUUGCAAGCAGGAGCUAAAGCUGACGUCGUAGUCUUCGAUGGCACAGCCCCAGGUCUUCUUGGCUUCAACGAUCCUGUGGCUGCCAUCGUCAUGCACUCGCACGUUGGACAGAUCAAGCACGUCCUCAUUGAUGGCGAGUGGAGGAAGAGAGAUGGCCGCUUGGUUGAUGAAGGUGUUGAGCAAGUAAGGCAGAGGUUUCUGUCGUCGAGCCGGAGAGUGCAGCGUUUCUGGACAAGCCUGCCGAGACCUGUAUUGGAGGGACAAUGGCUCACUGGAGCGCCAUACAGUCGCAUACCGCAGUGCGAUGUCGUUCGAGGCACUGGCAGUGGGUACUGA
This is a messenger RNA of Cercospora beticola, 1521 nucleotides long. RefSeq lists its product as uncharacterized. NCBI's taxonomy places the organism in Eukaryota, Fungi, Ascomycota, Dothideomycetes, Mycosphaerellales, Mycosphaerellaceae. Gene Ontology annotation, molecular function: hydrolase activity, acting on carbon-nitrogen (but not peptide) bonds. The record is from RefSeq and is a predicted model, not a curated record.